Messenger RNA from Oryctolagus cuniculus (rabbit), 3977 nucleotides. Its product is annotated as succinyl-CoA:3-ketoacid coenzyme A transferase 2, mitochondrial. Gene Ontology annotation, molecular function: succinyl-CoA:3-oxo-acid CoA-transferase activity. The record is from RefSeq and is a predicted model, not a curated record. Gene Ontology annotation, biological process: ketone body catabolic process. Gene Ontology annotation, cellular component: mitochondrion. Lineage: Eukaryota; Metazoa; Chordata; Mammalia; Lagomorpha; Leporidae.
GGCAGACCAGGCCGGAUGUUGGAGUCCGAGGGUGGUCUGUUGGAUUCACAGCCGCAGAGGCUGGCAGGAGCGGCUCAGGUUCUGGAAGCCCUGAGAUCUGCACUCUAAAGGAGUUGGCUUCCGUGGGGACCGUGCGCGGUGACCUGCUCCCUGGGGGUACAGAGCAGGGGGGUGAGGAAGCUGACAAGCACCACCUCCGCCAUCAGUGCGGUGGUGCCCUGCGCCCCGACAGGAGGUGGUGAGAAGGGCACUUCCCCUGGGGGCUCCCUCCCCAAACCCCAGCCCCAGUCUAACAUCAGAAAACCCCAGACCAACCCAAACCAGGGACAUUCUGAUAGCCAAAGUCUGCACCUUGUCAGCAGUGCCAAUCAGAAUGACCAGGACAAGGCUGGGGAAUUCACCGGUGGUGAGGAUGUGGCAGAGUGGGGGUGUCAGGGUCACUGUCCUGCCCGGCGAGGGUGGGCUGGGGCCGUGCAGGAGCCUGGGAGGGAGGCUGGCUGCGGGGACAUGAUGAGUGGCAAGUCGGGGUAGAUACGUACUAAGGCUGGUUGCAGAUCUGACAACAGCCUAUCCCCAAAGUCAGUGCACUUCCUGGAGGAACCUGCGUGAUGGCUUGGUUAGCACAGGAGGGAACAGCAGGGCGCUCUGAACAGCUGAGCGUCGUCCCGCUGAGAUCUGAGACAGAAGCACUGUGCUGAGACUCCAGUGUGUCUCUAAGCAGCCACUGCCCUGGAUAAACUCAGUCCCUGGUCGUGCUGGCCGGGGAGGGCCAGGCUGCUUGGCCCCUUCUGUUGGCUUUCCCAAGGCCAGUUUCUGGAAUCCACAAGCAAGCGUCCCAGGCUUGGAGUUAGCUUGUGCUCAGCAGAAUGUGAGAAGGUGUCCUGGGCGGGUCCUGGAGCAGCGAGGGACGUCAGGGGAAACGUGCAGAUCUAACCCACUGCGGUGUGUAGACUCACAACGACACUGGUUCCUUAGCCGUGACAAAUGUGUCCCAGGAAUGUGCCAUGCUGACUUCUCCCCAGGGAAGCUGGGUCAGAGUGUGGGAACUCCCCGAGCCAUCGGUGUGGUUUUCCUGAGAAUCUGGACAUUGUGACACUAAGAUUUUCCUGAAUAGAUGUAGAAAAUUAAAAUAGCCCUGACUCAGUGGGGAGAGCAGACCGUGCUGGACAAGAGCGAGGUCAGGGAGAGGAGACCUGCAGAGCGAGGGGACCCGGGCCCAAGAGAAGAAAGAGUUUCCGGAAGCAGGGAGCCGCCCCUGUGUCCGGCUGGGAGCGCUAAAGACGUGGGCAGAGCAGCGGCCAGAGCUGGUCACACGGAGGUUGCUGCCCAAGAGCGCAGCGGAGUGUGGGGACAGAGCCUGAGUGUGGAGCUGGAGGGAGGCAGGGAGACAGGCGGAGGGGACUGGGGAGCGGCAGCAGGGAGUGGGGUGUGGCUGGAGAGAGCUGGGGACCCGGGGCGGCCUUCUCAGCUUGGGAGACACCUGUGCCCUGCCGUGCCCCCAAGUGAGCACUCCGCUGGGGAAGACGCUGGGAAACCCGGCCAAGCUGAGGAUGGAUGCAGAGGGCAGGGCGGGUCAGACCCUUCAGCAGCAGGGGCCCCUCCCGCGGCUGUUGGGGACCCGGUGCCCAGGCACGAUGGGGGUGAAACUGCAGCUUCUCCUGGGUGGGGGGCAGCCACUCCCUCCCCCGGCUGCCAAUGAGAUUCAACAAGUGCAGGGGCCAGGCACACGGGGGCACCAAGAGGGCCGGCUGUCCCCUUCUCCGUGUCAUCACCAUCGUGGCCGGGCAGGGCCGGGUCCUUACAUCCUUGGUGACUCUGAGCAAGCUCUGGAGGGGGAGGCGGUUCUGUCCCAGGCUCCACUGGGGCAGGCAGGGCCAGAGGGAUUCCUGAUGGAGCCCCAUCCCCACCCAACCCCGGUAGCCUGGCCUCAGCUCUGCCCUGCCGGGACCCGUGCGCUGUGCAGGGUGGUCGCAGUGCAGCUCUGUCCUGGCAGCUCCAGUGCAGUGCAGGCGAUGCCCACUGGGUCCGGCAGGACAGAGCGGGCUGGUCGUGGCUCCAGCCCAAGCAGCUCCCUUCCCGCCAGGGUCAAGGGCUGUGGGGGUCCGGUGUGCACGCCCGGUGGGGAGCGGGACCCCGGGCGGCCGCGCCCUCCCUGCUCUGUGACGCGGCGGCUGGGCUCGCCCGUGGGGCGCACACGGCCCGUCCCUGGCCUCUUGCAGGGCGGACCAUGGCGCGGCUGUGGCUUCUGGCGUCGGCGCUCGGGCGCUGCGUCCCCGCCGGCCGCUCGGGGCCCGCGGCGGGCCGGGGCUGCGUCCGCCGCUUUGCCGCCAGCCCCCGGCCCCGCGCCCGCUUCUACACGGACCCCGUGGAGAUGGUGAAGGACAUCUCCGAUGGGGCGACCGUCAUGGUCGGGGGCUUCGGGCUCUGCGGGAUCCCCGAGAACCUGAUCGCGGCGCUGCUGCGGACGCGCGUGAGGGACCUGCGGGUGAUCAGCAGCAACGUGGGCGUGGACGACUUCGGCCUGGGCCUCCUCCUGGCCACCAAGCAGAUCCGCCGCAUCGUGUGCUCGUACCUGGGCGAGAACGCGCUGUGCGAGCGCCAGUACCUGGCCGGCGAGCUGGAGCUGGAGCUGACGCCGCAGGGCACCCUGGCCGAGCGCAUCCGCGCGGGCGGCGCCGGGGUGCCGGCCUUUUACACGCCCACGGCCUACGGGACGCUGGUGCAGGAAGGGGGCGCCCCCAUCCGCUACUACCCGGACGGCCACUUGGCCAUCCGCAGCCAGCCCCGGGAGGUGAGGGAGUUCGAGGGCCGCCACUACCUGCUGGAGCGCGCGCUCAGGGCCGACUUCGCGCUCGUCAAGGGCUGGAAGGCCGACCGCGCGGGCAACGUGGUCUUCAGGGGCAGCGCCAGGAACUUCAACGCGCCCAUGUGCAAAGCCGCCGACGUGGCGGCCGUGGAGGUGGAAGAGAUCGUGGACGUGGGGGCUUUCCGCCCGGAAGACAUCCACGUGCCCAACAUCUACGUGGACCGCGUGAUCAAGGGCCGCGCGUUCGAGAAGCGGAUCGAGCGCCUGACCGUGCGGCCCGAGGUCGCCGCGGGCGCCUGCGCGGGAGCCAACGCGAGGACGCGCAUCGUCAAGCGCGCAGCCCUGGAGUUCGAGGACGGCAUGUACGCCAGCCUGGGCAUAGGCAUCCCUCUGCUGGCCAGCAACUUCAUCCGCCCGGGCGUCACGGUCCACCUGCACAGCGAGAACGGCAUCCUGGGCCUGGGCCCCUUCCCGACCAGAGGGGAGGCGGAUGCCGACGUCAUCAACGCGGGCAAGCAGACGGUCACCGUGCUGCCCGGCGGCUCUUUCUUCUCCAGCGACGACUCCUUCGCCAUGAUCCGCGGGGGACACAUCCAGCUGACCAUGCUGGGGGCCAUGCAGGUCUCCAAAUACGGGGACCUGGCCAACUGGAUGAUCCCCGGCAAGAAGGUGAAAGGGAAGGGCGGGGCCAUGGAUUUGGUGUCCAGUGACAAGACCAAAGUGGUGGUCACCAUGGAGCACUGCACCAAGGACAAGAGCCCCAAGAUCCUGGACAAGUGCAGCAUGCCGCUGACCGGGAAGCAGUGCGUGGACCGCAUCAUCACUGAGAAGGCCGUGUUCGACGUGCACAAGAAGAGGGGGCUGACGCUCAUCGAGCUCUGGGAGGGCCUGACCGUGACCGACGUCCAGAACAGCACGGGCUGCGCCUUUGCCGUAUCUCCCAACCUCAGGCCCAUGCAGCAGGUGGCCCCCUGACGGGCCCUAGCUGGAGGGUGGGUCCCGGGGAGCCUCCUGGGUGUGCAGGAGAGGGCACUGGGGGCCGCACACACGGGUCGCCUGCGCUGUGACCACGGCCGCAGCAUCUCAGGGGCUCCACCGCCCGACAGACCCUCUUGCAUCCAGAGGACCCUGGCUAGAAUUAAAGACAAAGGGGAAACCCGCGCGCCCUCCC